Messenger RNA from Periconia digitata, 1599 nucleotides. The record is from the annotation of a GenBank genome assembly. Lineage: Eukaryota; Fungi; Ascomycota; Dothideomycetes; Pleosporales; Periconiaceae.
AACUACACAAAAAUGCCAUCCCAACAACAACCCUCACCACCAACGACCCCAUCUCGGUCCACCCUCAAAGAAUUCCUCGCCUCCAUAGCGACCAUCCAAGGCGACCUUUCCAACAUCACCGCACCUCCUUUCGUCCUAGGAUCCUACUCCACAACCGAGCUCCCGCAAUACUGGGGCGACCACCCCAAUCUCUUCGUUGCGCCCGCGCAGGAACCAGACGCCGGGAAGCGCGCAGCAUUAGUCCUCAAAUGGUUUCUCGGGUCUCUGCGGAAUCAACAGUACGCAGGGCGCGACCCCUCAGAUGGGGUCAAGAAACCAUUGAAUGCGUUUCUAGGCGAGAUCUUCAUGGGAAAAUGGGAUGCGUCUUCCAUCCCCUCUCCAAAUAAUGACAACGGUGGAGAGAACCCAGGGGAUAAUGAAACGACGUUGAUCUCAGAGCAAGUAUCCCAUCACCCCCCGGUAACCGCGUGCCGCCUCUCCAACGCCGCACACGGGAUCCACGCAACGGGUUUCACGCAGCAAGAAAUCACCUUCAGCGGCACGGUCAGCAUCAAGCAAAAAGGCUACGCCAUCCUGCAUAUUGACCGAUUCGACGAGGACUUUCUGAUCCCCGUCCCCAACGUCAAGGUCCGCGGCAUCCUGAGCGGCGCGCCGUACCCGGAGCUCGUGGGGACAUAUAGCAUCGUGUCGUCGUCGGGCUUCGUCGCAGAGGUGAAAUUCGAGGGCAAAGGGUUUCUAGGCGGAGGCACGAAAAACGGGUUCGAUGCCAAAGUAUACAAAAUAAACAGUAGCAACGUGGAGGACAGCGGGGAGAGAGAAUUGAUCUACACAGCUACUGGCCAAUGGAACUCGCGCUUCUCCAUCGUUUCCACACAAACCGGCAAGGAAAUCGAUGCGUUUGACGCUGCGUCCGCGCCUUCCCGCCCAAUUACAGUCGUGCCCCGAGACGAGCAAGAUCCUUGGGAAUCGCGUCGCGCGUGGGGUGGUGUCAUCGAUGCUCUGAACCGCGGCGAUAUGCAAGGGACCGUUGCCGCGAAAUCUCGGGUCGAGGAAGGGCAGCGUGGGAUGCGUAGAGCUGAGAAGGAGAAGAAGGAGACGUGGAAACAGGUGUUUUUCAGGAAGGAGCAGAGGGAUGAGAGGUUUGAAAGAUUGGUUAAAGCGGAUCGUCAUGCUUCGUUUAAUGUGGAUCCACAGGGUGGGAUUUGGAUGGUCGAUAUUGAUAUGGUGGUGAAAGGGGGAGAAAGGAAGUUUCAUGAAGGGGUCGCACCGGAUGGGAGUAGAUGUAUGAAAAACGAUAAGAGUGAUGGCGAUGAUCAUGAGGAUCUUCGUAGUGAACGAAGGGAAGAAGUCGUUCGGCAACGGCAGCCUUCCAACGAGAUCAAGGUGGGAGACAGCGAAUCGGUCUCAUCCCGAUCACGGAGUAGGAAAGAUUCAAAGCAAGAGGCGGAUAGGAAGGGUUCCAGGGAUUUAUCAUCGUCCUCUUCGUCGCUUCCUUCGUCUCCGACGACGAUAGGUGGUGUGACACAUAUCAACAGUCAACUGGAGAAUAUACAGAUCGAAGAAAUGUUGCGGAACAAGUAUAGUUCUGCUCGUCGAUAA